AUGAUGGACGUUUACAAAACAUUGUAUCAGAUCGUAGACAACUACGACUACUUUUACAAGGGAGAUGAUGAUUCGUUUGUAAUCAAUGAGAAUCUGGAAUUUUUGAUGCAAAAGUUCAACGCGAAUGGGAAAAUUGAAACUGGUUACGCGAUGCGAGAUCAAUCAAGUCCAUUGUUAUACUCCGGCGGAGCUGGUUAUCUGCUGUCUAGAAGCGCAUUGAAAGCAAUUGUACAUGACGGUCUGGAGUAUCCGAACGGGAAGCCCAAAUGCGACACUACAGAAGGCCCGGAAGAUGUUCGUCUUGCGGCCUGUGCACGAGUUGUCGACGUAGCUCAAUACGACUGUCACGAUGCCAAAGGAGCCAAACUAUUUUACAAUAUGAAACUGGAGACCAAAUUCGACCGGUUUCGAUGGCUCGCUGAAAAGGAUGUGAAAAGUCGACCGAACUGGGACUACGUUAGCGAGAAUCAUGCAACGUUCCACUACGUGGAUGGAUCAAUGCAAUACGUUUUGGAAUUCGUCAUAUAUUUUGUGGGGCACUUUCUCAAACAUCAACUCUUACGCGAUCCGUACAACAACAAUGGUACCAAAAUGGAACCAAAAAUAGACUGCAAACGUUUGCUUGUUAAUACUUGA
This is a messenger RNA of Echinostoma caproni, 636 nucleotides long. The record is from the annotation of a GenBank genome assembly. Lineage: Eukaryota; Metazoa; Platyhelminthes; Trematoda; Plagiorchiida; Echinostomatidae.